UCAAACUUUCAUUGUGUCCGGUAUAUAUAGAGUGAAUUCUGUUGAAUUCAAUUCAAUUCAUUCAUUCAUUUAAUACCUUCUUCUCCUUCCUUCUCUUUCUAUGAACAAAAGGAAUGUGUAGACACAUAUAACACCACAUUUAUAUCUAUCUACCCUUUUUAAUUCCCUUUCUUUGUGUGGUGUGUCUAUUUGUUUGAAUGAAUGCUGAUUUUAUUUUUAUUCCCGCAGCCAUCGCCCCAACCUCCGGCCAGUUAUAAGUUUCAUUUAACGUUAGAUUCAAUCUCACAAAAGUGGAUAAGAAGGAUCUCUUAAUUAGCUCCACUUCUUUAGGGGCUUAUCACUCUCCUAUUUCUUCUGGAUAAUAUUUGUGACUUAGUCUCUAGCUCUAAUUGUUUUUAGCUCUCAAAUCCCUUUUUCAGCACAAUAUUGACCAAUGAGUUUCCUUAAUUUUAGCUCUUUACCCUGUAUUCAACAAUUCUUGAAAUAGAUAAAAGGAAAAAACCAAGAAACAGUUGAGAUAUAGUUACUCAUUCAAAAUCCAUCACCCCCUCUUUCCUUUAGUUAAUUUAACUACUAUUGUCCCCUAGUGUUUGAUGGACUUCUCAUACUUGAGAGAAAUAGAAGGCAAAAGAUCUCAUGAUCCUUAUUUCAACAAUAACAACAAGAUGAUGGCGAAAAGAUGUGUAUUUCUCAACGGGCCAGUGAUCGUUGGAGCCGGGCCAUCAGGCCUAGCGGUUGCAGCAUGUUUGAACCAAAAAGGUGUUCCAAGUUUGGUAUUAGAGAGAUCUAAUUGCAUAGCUUCUUUAUGGCAACUCAAGACUUAUGAUCGUCUUUGCCUUCAUUUGCCUAAGCAAUUUUGUGAACUACCACUCAUGUCAUUCCCUGAUGAUUUCCCAACUUACCCUACGAAGCAACAAUUUAUUCAGUACUUGGAGACAUAUGCCUCGACGUUUGGUAUUAGGCCUGUUUUCAAUCAAACGGUCGUAUGUGCUAAUUAUGACCGGAGGCUCGGGCUCUGGAGGGUGAGGACGGAGACAACAACCACCACAACAACGACAACAAUAACGGUGGCAACAGAGUAUGCUACACGGUGGUUGGUCGUGGCAACGGGGGAGAAUGCGGAGGCAGUGGUACCUGGAAUUGAAGGGAUGGAGGAAUUUGGUGGAAGUAUAAUGCAUACAAGCUUGUAUAAAAGUGGUGAAGUUUUUAGAGGGAAAAAAGUGUUGGUAGUUGGAUGUGGAAAUUCAGGAAUGGAGGUGUGUUUGGAUCUGUGUACUCAUAAUGCAAAACCUUCACUCGUGGUCAGAGAUACUGUGCACAUCCUACCACGAGAGAUGCUGGGGAAAUCAACUUUUGGGCUAUGCAUGUGUUUACUAAAGUGGUUGCCCAUUCGACUUGUCGAUCGAUUUCUGUUACUUACUUCUCGGUUAUUGCUCGGUGACACGGCUCGACUCGGCUUGGAUCGGCCUGAAAUUGGGCCACUAGAGCUAAAAAACUUGUCAGGAAAAACCCCAGUGCUCGACGUUGGGACACUUGCUAAGAUUAAAAGUGGUGACAUUGAGGUAUGUCCUGGAAUUAAGAGAUUAUCAAAGCAUCACACGGUGGAAUUUACGAAUGGGCAAACGAAAGAAUUUGAUGCAAUAAUCUUAGCAACUGGUUACAAAAGCAAUGUACCCUCGUGGCUAAAGGAAAAAGAGAUGUUUUCAGAGAAAGAUGGUCUACCAAAAAGGCCCUUUCCCAAUGGGUGGAAAGGAGAAUGUGGGCUUUAUGCCGUGGGGUUCACCAAACGUGGCUUGCUUGGUGCUUCCAUGGAUGCCAAGAAAAUUGCAGAGGACAUUUAUCAAUAUUUUCAAUGUAAAAUGGAAAUAUAGGUAUGAUUUUGUUGAAAUUUUGAUGGUAUGCCAUUAACCCCCUCAAAAAGAAAAGUUGGGAGAAAGGAGAAAAAAAAAAAAGUGUUGGUACCAAAAGAAGGUUUGAUCCUAAAAAUGAAGAAAGAGGUGGAACAAACAAAAAGGUGAAAGAGAAAGAGAAGAUCAAGAAUAUGCUAAUACAUCAACUUGAAAAAGAAGAAACAGCAAGAUUUUUGUGGGGAUUCAUCAUCAUCAAAAUCUAGCUAGUGUAUACACAUCUUGUACAUUUUUUUUUGGCAAAUUUUCUCUUAUUAUUAUUAUUAGGUAUAACAUUCUUAGGGGGAAAAAGUAGAGUUAGGCUUUUUUUGUUUUUCUGAGUUUGGUUAUAUGAGUGUUAGGUUGCUAGUAUUCACAUGGGGUUUUUUGGUUUUUGACAACACAAGAAAAAAAGGAUCAUUUUUAUUUAUUUCGUUCAAAUUUUGUAUUUUUAGUCAUUUUCCCCCUUUUAUUGUGAUUGGCAGAAUUGUGAG
This is a messenger RNA of Lycium ferocissimum, 2380 nucleotides long. Its product is annotated as indole-3-pyruvate monooxygenase YUCCA6-like. Gene Ontology annotation, molecular function: NADP binding; flavin adenine dinucleotide binding; N,N-dimethylaniline monooxygenase activity. NCBI's taxonomy places the organism in Eukaryota, Viridiplantae, Streptophyta, Magnoliopsida, Solanales, Solanaceae. The coding region runs from base 594 to 1871 and encodes 425 amino acids. The transcript is spliced from 4 exons. The record is from RefSeq and is a predicted model, not a curated record. Gene Ontology annotation, biological process: auxin biosynthetic process.